AUCAACUUAUGAGCAAACAGUUCUUCGCCACCAUGGAGUGGUGCACAUUUUUAAAGCUUGUUUCAUUUAUCAUUGCUUUGCAAUGUCCAAGUGCAAAAUCUGAACAAAGUCAGUUUGAACCUCUCGCUACCCACAAACUACUGCAAACAUGCUCGAAAACAACAAAUCGCAACUCGGGAGUUCAGCUGAUCCACCCCCAGCCCGGAUUCCGCGAACCAUUCGAGGUGUUCUGUGACCAGGAGUACGAAGGCGGCAAUUGGAUCGUAAUCCAGAAUCGCUACGAAGGAUCGGUGCACUUCUACCGCGGUUGGAACGAUUACGUGCGCGGAUUUGGCAACCUGAACGGUGAAUUUUGGCUAGGCUUGGAUAGAAUUCACGAACUCACGUACUCGAAGCGUUACGAGCUGCACGUAAUCAUCGAGGACUGGGAGGGGCAUCGAACGGUGGCCCGGUACAGUGCCUUCUUGGUGGCUGGACCGGAGGAAAAGUACACGCUGAAAAGCCUGGGUACGUUCAGCGGGAAUGCCGGCGAUGCAAUGACGAGUCACCACCUCGGAAUGAAGUUUUCAACGUUCGAUAACGAUAACGAUUUGUGGUCUGAGAAUUGUGCCGUUGCCCGAUACGGAGCGUGGUGGUACAGCGUUUGUGCGGCGAGCAACCUUAACGGAAGAUACACUAAAGGAAUCGAUUUAACAGGAAUGUACUGGAAUUCGUUUAGACCCGAUGGAUAUAGCGUAAAAGUUUCUAGAAUGAUGAUACGGGCCGUGAACUGAAAAUUAAAUAAAGUCAACAAACUUUGGACACAGUACAUGUACAUAUUCCCGGAACAGCUGAGCCAAUUUAAGUUCGCCGUUGAGCUUUUAAGUAAAUAUACUGAGAAGAGACGUCAAAAAA
This is a messenger RNA of Culex quinquefasciatus (southern house mosquito), 894 nucleotides long. RefSeq names its product microfibril-associated glycoprotein 4. NCBI's taxonomy places the organism in Eukaryota, Metazoa, Arthropoda, Insecta, Diptera, Culicidae. The record is from RefSeq and is a predicted model, not a curated record. Bases 9 to 773 code for a protein of 254 amino acids. The transcript has 2 exons.